UUUUGAACUAGUCUACAGUGUGGACAGGAAAUGACCUCUCCACAAACUGCUUCUUUAAAAACAAGCAGUGGUGCCUAAAGCCAUCCAGCCUCCUCUCUCUCCCUCUCUCUCUCUCUCUCUCUCUCUCUCAUUCACUCCCUCCCUCCCUCCUUCCCUCCCUCCUUUCCUCCCUUCCUCCCUACCAACCUCCCUUCCUCUCUGAAGCUCCUGCUCUCUCCCUCUCCCUCCUCUCCCGUGCUCCCUCCCUCCCUCCUUUCCUCCCUCCCUCCCUCCCUCCCUCCCUCCCUCCCUCCCUCCUCUCGCGCUCUCUCUCUCCUCUCCUGCUAUAGAGGGCUCCAACAGCAGUUCCCAGCCAGUGUGUUCAGCCUGCCUGCCUGCCUGCCUCUGUGUGUGUAUGUGUGUGUGUGUGUGUGUGUGUGAGCGUGUGCGUGCGUCUACUUUGUACUGUGAGGAACACAGCCCAUGUGCUCUGCAUGGACGUUACUGAUACUCUGUUUAGCUUGAUUUUCGACAAGCAGGCAAGAUGUCCAGCACACCACAUGACCCCUUCUAUUCUUCUCCUUUCGGCCCAUUUUAUAGGAGACAUACACCAUACAUGGUACAGCCAGAGUACCGAAUCUAUGAGAUGAACAAGAGGCUGCAGGCUCGCACAGAGGAUAGCGACAACCUCUGGUGGGACGCAUUUGCCACUGAGUUUUUUGAAGAUGACGCCACCUUAACCCUUUCAUUUUGUUUGGAAGAUGGACCAAAGCGAUACACUAUCGGCAGGACGCUUAUCCCUCGUUACUUUAGCACUGUGUUUGAAGGAGGGGUGACUGACCUGUAUUACAUCCUCAAACACUCGAAAGAGUCAUACCACAACUCAUCCAUCACAGUGGACUGCGACCAGUGUGCUAUGGUCACCCAGCAUGGGAAGCCCAUGUUUACCAAGGUAUGUACAGAAGGCAGACUGAUCUUGGAGUUCACCUUUGAUGAUCUCAUGAGAAUAAAAACAUGGCACUUUACCAUUAGACAAUACAGAGAGUUAGUCCCAAGGAGCAUUCUAGCCAUGCACGCACAAGAUCCUCAGGUCCUGGAUCAGCUAUCCAAAAACAUCACCAGGAUGGGACUAACAAAUUUCACCCUCAACUACCUCAGGUUGUGUGUAAUACUGGAGCCAAUGCAGGAGCUGAUGUCGAGACAUAAAACCUACAACCUCAGUCCACGAGACUGCCUGAAGACCUGCUUGUUUCAGAAGUGGCAGCGAAUGGUAGCACCACCAGCAGAACCCACAAGGCAGCCGACCACGAAGCGGAGAAAAAGAAAAAACUCCACCAGCAGCACGUCCAACAGCAGCGCCGGGAACACCGCCAACAGCACCGGCAGCAAGAAGAAGACGCCAGCCGCUAACCUGAGUCUGUCCAGUCAGGUACCUGAUGUGAUGGUGGUAGGCGAACCAACCUUGAUGGGAGGUGAGUUUGGGGACGAGGACGAAAGGCUAAUCACUAGAUUAGAAAACACGCAAUAUGACGCGGCCAACGGCGUGGACGACGAGGAAGACUUCAACAGCCCCCCGGCCCUGGGGAACAGCAGCCCGUGGAGCAGUAAACCCCCCGCCGCUCAAGAGACCAAAUCAGAAAACGCCCCACCCCAGGCUCCCCAGUGACACUGACCCGCACCCGCAACCGCACCCGCACCCGCACCCGCCGUCAGUAGGUCGUGGGGCACGCUCACGCUUGCAGAUCCUUGCUUGCAGGAGAGGAAGGAGGAGAAAUAAAAAACUCUUCCACGCAAAUACCUGUUUCUAAACCACAAUGAUCUGAGUUUGGGUUUCUUUGUUCUUUCUUUUUUUUUCUUUUUUGAAUUGAGAGGAUCGUUCCAAUAAACUUCCCUGACCCUUCCCUGGAGGCCUUCACAGGUAACACAGAGAGUGGCACUGAUCUUAAUGAAAAGAGCGAAAGCUCGCGCUUCUCCGGGCUCGGUGUUAACCACGUGUUUGUUAAUUACACCCCACCCCCAACCCCACCCCGACGAAGGCCAUAUUGUCAAUACGCCCUCAGUGCUCAGGGUCUCGUUAUAUGCCGACCCUAACUACAGAUGACUUUUUAAUAUUGUAAAAUAUUUUCUGCUUUUUGACUUGCAUCUGAGAGUUUCUUGUUUCAGUAAAAAAAGAAAAGAAAAAAAAUCAGCCUUUGGACAGUAAUUUAAAUGUAUCCUUAUUAUUAUUUUUUUCCUUCACCUUUUCUUUCAUUGGGUAACAGCUAAGAGGGCCUUGCAGGGUAAUUAUUGGGUGAGCUAAUGGCAGUCGGUUCUCCAACCCCAGCUGGUUCAGUUGAGCCCAAGGGCUGAAACAAGAAAUGUCUUUUUGUCAUCGAAGACACCAAGGCAGGUUUUUAUGUAAAGACAGACACCUGGCCCCUCGAGAACCUACUCGUUUGUAAAAUUGCUGUUGAUCCAAAUCUUUUCAAGCCAUGUAAUCCAUUAAUUUUGUGGGCAGUUUAAUAAAUCUGAAACUUUUUUGUGUUUUUUAUUGUAUCUGAGUUGACUGUUGUUUCUUUUCAUGGUAUAUUUCUUGUAUAAUAUUUUGUAAAGCCCUCACCUGGUUCUUUUAUGGGGAUUCUUCUUUGGGGGCAAUUCCAGUGUAUUUAUGUGAAACUUUAUAAGAGAACUAAUUUUUCCAUUUGCAUAUUAAUAUGUUCUUCCACACAUGUAAAGACACAGUGGCUCCGUGUGUUAUAAAACAGCUGUAUUUUAUGUAUGCUUUACUGAUAAGUGUGCCAAUAAUAAACUGUGUUAACGACCAAA
Leopardus geoffroyi (Geoffroy's cat) is the source of this 2784-nucleotide messenger RNA. It is a transcript of the gene LDB2, whose product is annotated as LIM domain binding 2. The coding region runs from base 524 to 1645 and encodes 373 amino acids. NCBI's taxonomy places the organism in Eukaryota, Metazoa, Chordata, Mammalia, Carnivora, Felidae. Gene Ontology annotation, cellular component: nucleus; transcription regulator complex. Gene Ontology annotation, biological process: positive regulation of transcription by RNA polymerase II; negative regulation of transcription by RNA polymerase II; nervous system development. The record is from RefSeq and is a predicted model, not a curated record. The transcript has 8 exons. Gene Ontology annotation, molecular function: LIM domain binding.